CCCUCGCCGCUAAAGAAGACGGUACCCGGAGCGGAGCGAGCCAGAAGGGAGCAUGGUCCCCGCGCCGCCGCCGCCGUCCCCGCCGCCGCGGAUCUAGCUGCAGCUCCAGCCCCGGCCCCGGCUCCGCAGCGCGCGCCCGCAGCCCCGGCGUCCGCCGCGCCUGAGCGCAGCCCCCGCCCGGAGCCCGAGCCCGGAGCAGCCCCAGCCCCGCGGCCGCCGCGGCUGCGGGGAGAGGGCGGGGGCGAUGCUGCCGGAGCCGCCGCCGCCGCCGCCGCCUCGGUGAGAGCCGCGCCGCGCGUAGCCGCACAGGCUGACAGGCAGAAGGACUGACUUCCCUCUCCCGGGCAUCCUCCCUGGGCUGCCGGGAGGCGGCGGCGGCGGAGGAGGAGAAGGAAAAGGGGGAGAAGGCGGAGAGCAGGAACGCGAGGAGGUGGACCUGGAUCCGUUUCUCCCGGCCAGGACCCGAGCGGCCCCAGCUACCGCUACCCGCCGGCGCCGUCCCCUGUCCAUCAGCCCUCCUGCGCCCACCCGCGACCCCCGGCUCUCUGGGCGUCGGGCCGCGGCCGGAGCGGCGCAGCCAGAGACGGUCUGGCCUCCUGGUGAUGCUCACACUGUGCUAAGUGUUGGUGGCCAUCGAGGCUUUUGCAUCCUGGGGACAAAUCCUGAGCUCGCCAGAGACGGACAUCAAAAGAUAUUCUAAAAUCUAAUCUAUCCCCUGGAUCUCACCAUCCGAAAGCCUGGGUACUUUGGUCGUCACGCUGUCAAUUCCAUUCAUCCCACCCACCCCCGGAAUGCUUUCGGGCUGUUAGAAGAUCUUCUUCUCCAAUCGAUCGUACCAAUGUGCUCAUAUUCAGGAUUUUGUGAUCUGGUUUCAGGGAGGCAGCAGUGCCUGCAUCAUUUCCUGCUCCUACAUUCAGCGGUCCAUCUCCUGCUUUGGAUUCACCUCGUCUCCUUACAUGCAUCCCUAGACCAGAUCUGGAGCUGCUGCUGUAUCGGCUGGCCCCACUCCUCGCCGGCAGCCCGUCACCUGCAGCACGACCCCAGGCGAGUUAGCUUUCUACCUGGCCAUCCGGUGCUUCACGCUGCCUGGGCGGGCACUCUCCUGUCUCAGUGCCAGAGAGGCCUCUGGCUUACCUGCCAAGACGGUCUGAGAGCCGUGGUUCCUGGAGCCAGACUGACCCUAGAAAUUUGAUUCUGCAUUCCAAAACAUCAAACAUCCUCGGGUACCACAUCGCAAUUGUUGGCGUCAUGUGACCUAUUCAAAACAAUGCAUGCAACAUUUAGGUCCGGCCUUGGUUUCCCUGUGAGGAGCAACCACGGCCCAGCAAGAUGUCCCGGCACCACAGCCGCUUCGAAAGAGAUUACCGGGUGGGCUGGGACCGCCGCGAGUGGAGUGCCAACGGGACGCAUGGGACCACCAGCAUCUGCAAUGCCACGGCCGGGGCCGGUGGCGGCACGGCCAGCAGCCUCAGUGCCCGGCCCGGCCUCCUGCCACUGCCUGGGGUGCCCUCCCGGCUGCCCACGCCUGCCACGGCCCCGGCUCCCUGCACUACGGGCAGUGGCGAGGCCAUCACCAGCCUCGUGGCCAGCUCGGCCUCCACCGUCACCACCAAGGCCCCUGGAAUCUCCAAAGCGGACAAUCAGUCCCAGGGACUCACGACCAGCAUCCGGUGGGGGCAGACGCCCAUCAAUCAGUCCACGCCCUGGGACACUGAUGAGCCACCCUCCAAACAGAUGAGGGAGAGCGACAAUCCAGGCACAGGGCCGUGGGUGACCACGGUGGCCGCCGGGAGCCAGCCCGCCCUGAUCGCACACUCCUAUGGAGUGACCCAGCCUCCCACCUUCAGCCCGGCUGUGAACGUCCAGGCCCCAGUCAUUGGGGUGACGCCCUCACUGCCUCCCCACGUGGGGCCCCAGCUCCCGCUGAUGCCAGGCCACUACUCACUCCCACAGGCACCCUCUCAGCCACUGAGCAGCGUGGUGGUCAACAUGCCCGCCCAGGCCCUGUAUGCCAGCCCGCAGCCCCUGGCCAUGUCCACACUGCCUGGCGUGGGGCAGGUGGGCCGCCCGGGACCCACUGCCGUGGGCAACGGCCACAUGGCAGGGCCUCUGCUGCCUCCACCACCACCAGCCCAGCCGUCUGCCACCCUCCCCAGCGGUGCCCCUGCCACCAAUGGGCCCCCCACGACUGACUCAGCCCACGGGCUACAGAUGCUGCGGACCAUUGGCGUGGGGAAGUAUGAGUUCACCGACCCCGGGCACCCCAAAGAAAUGUUGAAGGAAUUGAACCAGCAGCGCAGAGCGAAAGCGUUUACAGACCUGAAAAUUGUUGUUGAAGGCAGAGAGUUUGAAGUCCACCAAAAUGUUCUAGCUUCCUGCAGCUUGUAUUUCAAGGACCUGAUUCAAAGGUCGGUGCAAGAUGGCAGCCAGUGUGGCCGGGAGAAGCUGGAGCUCGUCCUGUCCAACCUGCAGGCCGACGUCCUCGAGCUGCUGCUGGAGUUCGUCUACACGGGCUCCCUGGUCAUCGACUCGGCCAAUGCCAAGACGCUGCUGGAGGCGGCCAGCAAGUUCCAGUUCCACACCUUCUGCAAAGUCUGUGUGUCCUUUCUCGAGAAGCAGCUGACGGCCAGCAACUGCCUGGGGGUACUGGCCAUGGCCGAGGCCAUGCAGUGCAGCGAGCUCUACCACAUGGCCAAGGCCUUCGCGCUGCAGAUCUUCCCUGAGGUGGCGGCCCAGGAGGAGAUCCUCAGCAUCUCCAAGGAUGACUUCAUCGCCUACAUUUCCAAUGACAGCCUCAACACCAAGGCCGAGGAGCUCGUAUAUGAGACUGUCAUCAGGUGGAUCAAGAAGGACCCCGUGGCCCGUGCGCAGUACGCAGCGGAGCUCCUGGCCGUGGUCCGCCUCCCCUUCAUCCACCCCAGCUAUCUGCUCAACGUGGUGGACAAUGAGGAACUGAUCAAGUCGUCAGAAGCGUGUCGGGACCUGGUCAACGAAGCCAAACGCUACCACAUGCUGCCACACGCCCGCCAGGAGAUGCAGACGCCCCGAACCCGGCCCCGCCUCUCGGCAGGUGUGGCGGAGGUCAUCGUCCUGGUUGGGGGCCGUCAGAUGGUGGGGAUGACCCAGCGCUCCCUGGUGGCUGUCACCUGCUGGAACCCGCAGAACAACAAGUGGUACCCACUGGCCUCGCUGCCUUUCUACGACCGAGAGUUCUUCAGCGUAGUGAGUGCCGGGGACAACAUCUACCUCUCAGGUGGCAUGGAAUCGGGGGUGACGCUGGCCGAUGUCUGGUGCUACAUGUCCCUGCUCGAUAAUUGGAACCUUGUCUCCAGAAUGACGGUCCCCCGCUGUCGGCACAACAGCCUCGUCUAUGACGGCAAGAUUUACACCCUCGGGGGACUUGGCGUGGCGGGCAACGUGGACCACGUGGAGAGGUACGACACCAUUACCAACCAGUGGGAGGCCGUGGCCCCUCUGCCGAAGGCAGUGCACUCUGCGGCAGCUACCGUGUGCGGCGGCAAGAUCUACGUGUUUGGCGGCGUGAACGAGGCCGGCAGGGCUGCAGGGGUCCUACAGUCUUACGUUCCACAGACCAACACGUGGAGCUUUAUCGAGUCGCCCAUGAUUGACAACAAGUACGCUCCCGCCGUCACCCUCAAUGGCUUCGUUUUCAUCCUGGGCGGGGCGUAUGCCAGAGCCACCACCAUCUACGACCCCGAGAAAGGGAACAUUAAGGCGGGCCCAAACAUGAAUCACUCUCGCCAGUUCUGCAGCGCCGUGGUGCUUGACGGCAAGAUUUAUGCCACUGGGGGCAUUGUCAGCAGUGAGGGGCCUGCCCUGGGCAACAUGGAAGCCUACGAGCCCGCGACCAACACGUGGACCCUACUACCCCACAUGCCCUGCCCCGUGUUCAGACACGGCUGCGUCGUGAUAAAGAAAUAUAUUCAAAGCGGCUGACGUCUGCAGAAAGCCCACGACGAGACUGGACAAGUCUGGUGAGGCAUGUAUGCUACUCACAGUGAUCAAUGUUCAGCAACACCCGCAAGAGGUUGAUAGACACAAUCAAGGGAAUCACUGCGCUAAACAUUUUGAAUACUCUCUACAUUGAAUGUAGAAAAUCAUCCUCGCCUUUGGGGGAAACGGGGGCAUAGCGCUCCAUGCAGCAGGAACCACAACCAUGCAAGCAGCUGGGCCUGGGGGCUCCUUCAAAGGCACUUGCUCUGAACGGAGGCGCUCGCUCUGCCCGGUGCAAUAGAGUUUCACAUAUUUUUCAACUGGGAGAGAGAAGCUGAUUUUUCCUUCCUGCAGAGCAAGCUUGAUCCCUAAACAACCAUAGAUCAGUUAUCCUAUGACAAUAUUAGGUGUCAGGCUCUCUUUGGAAUAAGAUCAAAGUGUCCUUAUCACUUUGAUUCCUACUUUUGUUUUUAACCGAUCUACACUUGUCCGUGGCCGAGAGAAGAGAAGGGACAAUACUGUGUGUGGCACGAGGCCUAGGAGGCUCCUGGUCCCCGCCGGGCAGAAGGGAGGUCCGGCCACCGGUGCCGAGCCCAAUGUGGCUGGAGCAGCCGUGCAGGGGCAGCCCGGGGACGGCUGGGAGAACCUUUGUCCCUCACAGGUUUUUCUACCGUGUUUUUGCUGGAGAAAGGACAGGUGACUGUGCUAGCUUUCUCUUGUCCGAUAUGAAUUAUUUAGAUUUCCAAGGCAUUUUCUUGAUAAACAAAAAGGCUAUUUUUAAGUACUGAGAGAAGGAGGCCAUGAGAGGACCAUGCAGGAAUUCCCAAAGCUCUUUGUAGGUUGUGCCGGAGUGGGGCAUUCGCUCUAAUUUUUUCUAUGUGCAGAAUAGAGGAUCUCUCCUGGGUGGGGGUGAGGGCCCCCGUUUUAUUUUUUAAAAAAUGUAACUCCCAGACAGCCCCAUCAAGAGCUGUGCCUCCUGGAGGCGUUGUCAAAGAAGAUUCUGUUCUAGAAGGAAACCAGUCCUGGCUCAUGACACCAGUCCGGCUCCCUCCAUGAGGUAAAGCUGAGGACCCAGGCCGGGUGGGAAGGGAAGGAGGAAGGGAGGGAGAAUAAAUGUCUACAAAGCACAGGAGACUAUUUUUGAUAUUUAUAGCUAUAUAUUAAGGCACCUGCUACAAGAGCUCUCAGGAUGGGGACAGCCUUUGUAGACGAGCCAUGACAGCCAAGGCCUGAGGGGCAUGAGCAGAAUCACUCUUCCUGUAGCAGACGAACCAGAGGAAGGGGAAGCCAGGAGGGGGGUCACACCGUGGCUCAUGACAGAAAGGCCUUCCUGCCAGUCCUCAGACCCUCAAACCUCACGCGGUGAUCAGUUUCCAUCCCAGGGCAAGAAGAGAGCCGCCGUCACUGCGCCGUUUAGUUGAAGUUGGUACCAAAUACGCAUUUACCAUUUUUCUAUCCAGGAAGUCAACUUGCCGUCAUUUCAUGAUAAAAACCAUUUCUAAGGAGAAAAGGACAGGACAUGCUUUCCACCUUUCGGUAUUUGAGGACACAAAAUUCCAAUUCUAACGUCGGGCAUCGACUUCUAGCACUACAAGUGUGGCUCCCACUCGGACAAGAUACCGAGCUUCGUUAUGCAGUUUUUAAUAUUAU
Mirounga angustirostris (Northern elephant seal) is the source of this 5604-nucleotide messenger RNA. RefSeq names its product kelch like family member 29 (gene KLHL29). The record is from RefSeq and is a predicted model, not a curated record. The coding region runs from base 1330 to 3957 and encodes 875 amino acids. Gene Ontology annotation, molecular function: protein binding. The transcript has 17 exons. Lineage: Eukaryota; Metazoa; Chordata; Mammalia; Carnivora; Phocidae.